Molecule: messenger RNA, 1331 nt
Organism: Entrophospora sp. SA101
Lineage: Eukaryota; Fungi; Glomeromycota; Glomeromycetes; Entrophosporales; Entrophosporaceae
Source: the annotation of a GenBank genome assembly
AUAUUGUUAAUGAAAUUGGCAGCUUAGAUGAUGUGGUUACAAGCAUUAUCGAUCAAUUAUAUACAUUUGUGAUUACUGCAAUCAGUGCUAACAAUCAGGGUUCAAAAAAAAAAGUUUUCAAGAGGAGUAAAGGAAUUUUGUUAAUAGGAAAACCUGGCACAGGAAAAACAUCCUUAGCCUUACGUAUUGCGGAAACUUCUAGAUUGCCAUAUCUGAUAAUUAAUUGUCCUGAAAUAUUUAAAUCUGACGAAGGCAUAGUAGAAAAUAGGUUAUGUACAAUGUUUGAAUCAAUGAUGACGAUAAAUCCAGUUUCUAUUAUUAUAAUGGAUGAAAUAGAUAUAAUAUCUGAUAACUCUGCUAUUGUCAAUUCAGGUGUUGAAAUGAAAUUAUUUUCAGCUCUUAUAAAAAUUAUUGAUUCAAUUAAUGAAGAUAAUUAUUGUGAUGGACUUGAAAAAAAAGGACAGAUAUUUGUGAUAGGCACAACAAAUAGAUUUCAUGCCGUUAGUAAUAAAAUUUACCGUUCUGGUCGAUUAGAUCGUAUUUAUGAGUUAAAUAUAAAAACAUCUCAUCAAAGAUAUAAAAUAUUGGAAAUAAUUACAAAAAAAAUUCCAUUUGAAAAAGGAAAAAAAAAUUUAAUUUUAGAAAAAAUUAGUAAAACUACCCAUGGGUUUGUUGCAACAGAUUUACAAUAUUUGUGUAAACAAAUUCUUUCAGGUGCAAAAUUUUCAGUCGAUUUGAAUGAUUUUUAUGAAUCCUUAAAUAUAGUCAAACCUUCAAAUUUGAAUGAAUUCCAGACAAAGUUAUCAAUUAUAGAACCAUUUAAUGAUCCUAAUAAUGAAUUCUUUGAUUUUGGUAUUUCAGCACCAAAUGGGGUUUUAAUUUAUGGUCCACCUGGAGUAGGCAAAACUAUGUUAUGUUGCGCGAUAGCAUCUGAAAUUGAAAUAAAUUUUAUAUUAAUAGAGAGUUCACAAAUAAUAUCUAAAUUAGUUGGCGAAUCUGAAAAAAAUAUUUCAAAAAUAUUUUCAUAUGCAAAAUCCAAUUCACCUUGCAUUCUAUUUAUUGAUCAAUUUGAUAUAUUGGCACAAUCCCGUGGAAUAAAUUUUACCACUGAAAAUACAUCCGAAAGGAUUGUGACAAGUUUUUUAACAGAAAUGGAUGGAUUUUUCACUAAUAAAGCUGAAGACAAGUACAAAGUAUUAGUAAUUGCAGCUACAAAUCGACCUGAAGUUUUAGAUUUGGCUAUUUUAAGACCUGGGAGAUUAGAUCAACAUAUUUAUAUUCCGCCUCCCAAUAACAAGGUUCUAUUUAAUUAUAACUGUGUGAAAUUUUAA